UCCGGAAGAGAGCCGCAGUUGUUCGGCGCAGAGACGCGGUGCCUCGUCGAAUCGAUCUCUUUCUUGGCCGUGGUUUCAUUUCGGCGGUGGCCGGCAGAGGGAUCCGAUUUCUACAUCUGUUUGGCAAAAGGCGCCGCUGAAUUGACACAAUGGUACGGUCUCAAUCGAAUUCUUCGGCGGCGGGGAGGGCAACCUUUUGGGGCUGGUUCUUCAUCUUAAUCGGCUGUGUUUCUUUUCUGGGCUUUUUCUUUGCUGCCAUCGUAUCAAAGCUUCUUCCUUUAUCCGAAAAUCCAAUCAUCUCAGCCGUUCAGCAGGAUAGGUAUUACUGUUUCCUUGUGCCAUUGACACUGCCCAUCCUUAUCGUUGCCGUAUACUUCCACUGGCUAAGUAUGAAGCUUUUCAAGCAUGCUUGAUGUUUUGGCUACAUCCAAGGACGGCAUAUGACACCAAUGGACAUCCCAAUUGCCUAAGAAAUUCAUAGUCUUCAGCAAGGUAUGAUGCCCCAAAAGGAAAGCUGUCUUUAGUUGCAGACUUGCAGUAGUAGGAUUCACUACUGAUCGCGGGAGCGAGGCAUAUUGGAUCGAUCUGAGCUGCAUAAGUAGCUGUACAUUAAUAACAAAUGGUCCAGUAUCGAAGUUCUAGAUCGAUCAUUACAAUGAAAAAGACAUCCCGUUUCAACAAAAACUGUACUGCUCGUACCUAAUACAGCAGACGUCGGAGCCGGCCCGAGCCCCGGCCUUGCCGGGACAGCUUGUUUUGAUCAUCUCGCUGCCGCCCAACAAACACCUCUCGCAAUCCCCCUGAGGUUUCCCCUCGUCGAGGCAGGACGCGAAGCCGGAGAGCUCGAUGCUUCCGCCGCCGGCAGCAGCGUACGUAUCCGUGCUGCAAACGCCGGCCCGGCUGUCCGGAAGCCUAGCGACGAAGUUGCUUCGGGUGGAAGACAGCACCUCCGCCUGCAGGUUUUGCGCGUCAUCGAAAGGCAAGUCGUCGCUGUUGCAGAAGAAGGCGCCGUCGCCGAGCGCGGGAAGAAGGCAUAUUGGAUCCAUCUGAGCUGCUGCAGAAGGAACUGUAGUAGUGGUAGUACAGCUAACAAUAAUUAUGAUUAAUAUCGCGGCAUGAAUAACCGUCAUCAUUCGUGGCGCGACUUUUUUUUUAAUACGAUUCAGUGUCAUGAAGGAAACCACAAAACGCAAAUACAUAUACUUUGUGCAGAAGCCGCCCGUGGCGCUAGACGUUGAGGAUUUGAGAUAAGAGAUUGAGGUUGAGACGAUGGAUUUUUCGAUGUGGGGGUGAUGAUGUAGAUGCGUUGAUAUCAGGGGAAAAUGUUUCGAAUUAUUCCCUGAUAGUUGACCAGCCAAUCACAAGGGUGUUUUUCACUUUCAAGAAGCUAGGAAAACGGCUUAAUUGCAAGUUUGGUCACUCGAAUUGCUACAAAAUUU
Messenger RNA from Linum tenue, 1439 nucleotides. The record is from the annotation of a GenBank genome assembly. NCBI's taxonomy places the organism in Eukaryota, Viridiplantae, Streptophyta, Magnoliopsida, Malpighiales, Linaceae.